AUGCCCUCAACGGGUUCCGGCUACACCUUUGAGGACUUCCUCAAGCGGAUGGAGCGCAGCCCCACGUCACAUAUGUCGCCACUCUACCACGAGCAUCGGGAACUAUUCGUUGGCCGCCCCGACAUGUUCACUCGCGCUAUUAGCUCCGUUUCGUGGGAGAAGGGGUGUGCGUUGGUCGACGCCGCCUACCACUCGCAGCCCAUCGCAGUCGACACGUACCGUGCCCUGCUGGCCCGCAUGUUGCUGCACAAUCGCCAUGUACAGCGCAGCGGUGCCGGUAGCCUUGUUAUGUGGAAGGCGGCCUUCCGCACAUACUCGGAGGCCAUCCUUUCCCACGGAAAUGCUGUUCCCACACGCAUGACUUUAUCCACGCUGCGCUUGCUUGCUCCGCACCGCCAGUGGGAAGCCGCCGUGUCUUUACUGAAGCUCAGCCAGGCGAACGAGAAGCUGACACUUCCGAUGCUUGUUGACGCCGCUCGUUGCUCAGCGACGCCAGCGACGUGGCCUAUGGCAUUGGACUUUCUCAGCAUGGUGCAUGCGCAGGCACCCAACAUGCUCGCUGAUAGCAUACAGAGUCUGCGGCCGCUUGGUACAAGCGCCGCAACAGUAUCUGCUGCUGCGAAUGCGAUGCUGGUGGACAACAGCAAGGGGCCGACGGCAGAACAGAGACACGUUUUGUCGGUGCUUAACGAUGUGGUAGCGGCUGUGCCAUGGAAAACGGCACUGUCGAACGAGAUGUGUGUGUCCUACCUCACGUAUCUUGCCGCGAGUACGACGUACCCAUCGCAGGAAAAGACUGUUGCGCUCACAGCCGUGUUGCGGCAGUACCCGUGGGAGGCAUUCAAGCAGCUGAUGAUGAGGCAGAGUGUUGUGCUGCCGGCGGUCUCUGGUGAGGCCACUUCGCCGCCAAUCCCGGAGGACAAGAAACUGCUGCAUCAGCAACAGGAGUAUAAACUGGAGGCUUCACCACUGAACUACCCCGCAGUUCAAGAAAGCCUGCUGCUGCUUAAAAGUGAACCCGAGACAGCGGUGCCAUUUAUUGCAGCUAUCGUUGAGAAACUUCCUUCCGCCGAGGUCUCCGCCUCGUUUCUUCACGAGACGGCCGACAUACAUCGCGACACUAGGGUUGCCGCUGCGCUGCGCCACCCCUUGGUGGUGAGUGCCCUGCUGCGAAAAUGCGCGGAACAUAAUGAAUGGCGUCUCGCGUCCUCGGUAAUGCUGUCGAUGUCCCCAAGCACGAUUCCAUGCGACGUAGCCAGCACGCUCGUGCUGCAGAUGCGGGCUGCUAAACAGGCAUCCCUGGUGGUGGAGAUACUACAAAAGUGCAUUGUGCCCUCAAGGACCAUGCUGACGCAAGAAGCAAUGGAGGCGGUGCUCCUGUGUGUGCUCGCACAUAAUCGCGCCAUAACCGAAACCGCAUCACUCACAUUCCCCAAGACGCGAAAUACGAACACCACGGCAGUGAUACACUGGCGCUCUGCGUUGAGUUGGGCGGUGGACUUGCUGCAGGACGACACGGAGGGACGCAUUGUGGAGACAGGCUCCGCUCCCUCCAAGGGCGCCGUGAGACACACGCAUACCAAGGUGAUUCCACGCCUAAAGCCCAUGUCUUCUCGCAUACUCAGUCUUCUUAUUCACAUUUGUGUGAACGCCGGUAGUCCGCAAGGAGCAUUGCAGGCAAUGGGAUAUGCUCGCACUGUCAACAAGACGGAGUUGGCCAUGUCAGAUGAGAUCCAAGCGCUUCUGUACUGCAUGCUGUACGACCG
This is a messenger RNA of Trypanosoma grayi, 1766 nucleotides long. RefSeq lists its product as hypothetical. The annotation marks the transcript as partial. The transcript has a single exon. NCBI's taxonomy places the organism in Eukaryota, Euglenozoa, Kinetoplastea, Trypanosomatida, Trypanosomatidae. The record is from RefSeq and is a predicted model, not a curated record.